Messenger RNA from Cheilinus undulatus (humphead wrasse), 2262 nucleotides. RefSeq names its product peroxisomal N(1)-acetyl-spermine/spermidine oxidase-like. Gene Ontology annotation, molecular function: polyamine oxidase activity. Lineage: Eukaryota; Metazoa; Chordata; Actinopteri; Labriformes; Labridae. The record is from RefSeq and is a predicted model, not a curated record. Bases 58 to 1593 code for a protein of 511 amino acids. The transcript has 10 exons.
AAUUCUUAUCAACGUAGCACAGUUAGUGAGGACCGUAGUACCGUCCACCGUUCUGUCAUGGCCACGGGUAUAAACCGUAAAGCCAUUAGUCUGGACGCCAAUAUUGUUAUAGUAGGAUGUGGAAUAUCAGGAAUAUCAGCUGCUCAUAAACUUAUUAAAUCUGGGUUUCAUAAUGUCCGGAUACUUGAAGCAACUUCCCGAAGAGGAGGACGAGUAAAAACCGGCAGAUUUGGUGAUAAUGUUGUUGAGAUUGGGGCCAACUGGAUCCAUGGACCAUCCGAGGAGAACCCUGUGUUUUGCCUUGCCCGUCAGUAUGGGCUCUUGGAUCCAGAGGCCCUGACCCCAGAGAAUCAGGCCAUAGAUAUUGGAGGUGAACCUCCCUGGAUCCCCAAUGUCUUCACCAGUUCAGGUCAGAGGCUGCCUCUAGAGGAGUUAGUGCCUGCUAAGGAGAUGUUUGAUACACUGCUGGACGAAUGUUCAGAAUUUGCGACCAAAGGAGGAGAGCCAAAGGCCAGUGUUGGCGAGUUCAUACGGUCAGAGUUGAAACAGCGAGCAGAGGAGGAAUGGAAAGAUGUUGAUGCAAAGACCAGGUCUAUGAGACUGUGUGUGAUCAGCAGCAUCUUUAAGAUUCAAUGCUGCAUAAACGGGACUCACAGCCUGGAUGAAGUGGGCCUGGGGGCCUUUGGUUUAUACAAGACUCUACCUGGACUGGACUGCACAUUUCCAAGGGGUUAUGAAGGGCUUAUCGAAAACCUCAUGUCAGAGCUCCCCAGUGGUUUAGUGACCUACAACCAGCCUGUGCAGUGCGUCUCCUGGAACAGCACAGAUGAUAGAGACAAGCCUGUGAUGGUCGAGUGUGCUGACGGAGAGAGGAUUGCUGCAGAUCAUGUUAUCGUCACAGUUCCUCUAGGAUACCUGAAGAAGCACCAUUCAACCCUGUUCAGUCCUCCUCUGCCUCUGCACAAGCUGCACUCCAUCCAGAGACUGGGUUUUGGAACAAACAAUAAGAUAUUUGUGGAGUUUGAUUCACCGUGGUGGGAUGCUGACUGUGAGGUCAUUCAGUUUGUGUGGGACGACGAGGAUGAGAUAGCGGACCAGGUGCCAGAUUUACGGACAUUCUGGGUGAAGAAGUUGUUUGGUUUUACCAUCCUCAAACCUACUGAAAGGUACGGCCAUGUGCUGUGUGGCUGGAUCGCUGGCCAUGAAUCCGAAUAUAUGGAGACACUGACUGAACAGGAAGUGGCAAACUCCAUCGCACAACUGGUCCGCAGAUUUACAGGGAAUCCUACCCUCACCCCAAGGAGGAUCCUGCGCUCCCAAUGGUUUCAUGACCCCUGGACAUGUGGUUCGUACUCAUUUCCUGGAAGACUGUGUUCAGCACAGGACCUGGAGAACAUGAUGGAGCCCUUACCUUCAAAAGGAUCACAGGCCCAGUGUGUUCAGCCUUUGCAGGUGUUGUUUGCUGGAGAAGCGACUCAUCCAUGCUUCUACUCCACCGUCCAUGGAGCUGUUCUCACCGGAUGGAGAGAAGCUGAUCGGCUAAUCUCUCACUACUCCUCAUCUAGUCCAUCUAUUCCCAAGUCAAACCUUUAAAAGUAAAAUUUGGCAUUCGAAUCACAAAGCACUCUCCUUUUUAAGUGGUUAAGAUGCUUUUUUGUCACAACCUUGUAUCACAGCCUUUAUGAUUCAAAGUCCUCUUCAGGAAGUCGAAACUGAGGACACGUAAAACCAGAAAAAAGUCUGAGUUUGUUUUAAGGUCUGUGUUUAGACAUUCUUACUAUCCAAAAGGGAGUGCCUUGGAGUUAUCCUGUAAUUUUAUUGUUUGCUUUUAUCCCUUCCCCAGGAUUAGCUCAGAGAAAUGCUUUUUGAGUCUAAGAAGGGUUCAAACUUAAUGGUUUUAAAUUUCAACCAUGUCACUGUAUCAGAUAUGUGAAUAAAAUCUGACAGAUCUUUGAACUGUGACUCAGGGUUUAUGUAAGGAUAUCUGGAAGGCAGCUGAGAUUCUCAAGCCAAUAAUGUGUGACAUUGACAUAGUGUAAGGAUGCCAUGUGUAGUUUAUAUAAGGGAAAUAGAGAAAUGAUACAUAAAAUUAAACAUAUUUUCUAAAUCAGUUUAACAAUGCAAGGAUAAGCAGAGUUAUGUGACACUAUUCUUUUUAUUCACCAGAUUGAUUUCCAUACCGUCCAGAAUUUUCUUUUUUUGAUUGUAUAUUUUUAAUGCACUGAUGUAAUUACUGUCAAAUAUCAAUAAAUACAUUUAUAU